Molecule: messenger RNA, 1576 nt
Organism: Pogona vitticeps (central bearded dragon)
Lineage: Eukaryota; Metazoa; Chordata; Lepidosauria; Squamata; Agamidae
Gene: SIRAL2
Product: family with sequence similarity 118 member A
Source: RefSeq, a predicted model, not a curated record
GGGGAGGAAGCAGACGGAGGCGGAGUUGCUGGAACCCGUGCUUCGCUCCUCCUUUACGCUCCUUUCUUGGGAACCGGAGCCGGCAACGGGGCCGCGUCGGAGCGGGCGGCGCAGCUAGGCCGAGGAGGAGCCAAUGCUGUGAACCAACCAGGCAAGAGUGCAACAUCCUCUGGUUACAAGUCUUCCAUAGGAAUCAGCAAUUGGACCUUUUCCGGACAAAACUGAAUGUGCCAGUAGUAGUCAGGACUGGGAGACAAUGGAUCCAGCAGAAAGGGCGUCAAAUCGAAAUGAACAAAAAUCAAGAUGUCAAGGCCCAUUAUGUAGCGGUUUGCUUGGCAUAAAAAAAUGAACAUUCCUUAGGAAUAAGUUUACAAAUGGCAAGGAAAUUCUUAAAAAGCCUUAUACGGAGGCAUCCCCGGGAACUCUUGCUAGUAAUUGGAACAGGAGUGAGUGCAGCCGUAGCACCAGGAAUUCCAGCCUUGUGUUCUUGGCGGAGCUGUAUUGAAGCAGUCCUUGAAGCAGCUGACCAGUUGGAAGUGCUGCACCCAGGGGAUGUGGCUGAAUUCCAGAAAAAAGUGGCCAAAGACCGAGAUUUACUGGUAGUUGCACAUGACUUGAUCCGAAAGAUGUCACCGCGCACAGGUGAUACCAAGCCCAACUUUUUCCAGGACUGUUUAAUGGAAAUUUUUGAUAACUUGGAGCAACACAUUCAGAAUCCUGUUGUGCUUCAGUCAAUCCUCCGGCUCAUGGAAAGAGGCACAAUGGUGCUGACUACUAACUACGACAACUUACUUGAAAUUUUUGGUCAACAACAAAAUAAGCCUAUGGAAUCUCUGGACUUGAAAGAUAAAGGCAGGGUUCUCCAGUGGGCAAAGGGACACCUCAGAUAUGGAGUUCUUCACAUUCAUGGUUUGUACACAGAUCCCUGUGGAAUGGUGUUGGAUCCCUUGGGAUAUAAAGAUGUCACUCAGGACCCUGAGGUGAUGGAAGCUCUACAAAACCUGUACCGGACAAAAUCUUUCCUGUUUUUAGGCUGUGGAGAGACUCUGCGUGAUCAAAUAUUCCAGGCCCUCUUUCUAUACACAGUCAAAAACAAAGUAGAUCUAGAACAUUACAUGUUGGUAGUUAAAGAAAAUGAAGACCAGUUUUUCAAACUUCAGGCAGAUAUGCUUCUACAUGGCAUAAAAGUAGUAUCCUAUGGGGACUGCUUUGAAAGUUUCCCAGAGUAUGUUCAAGAUCUAACUGCUCAGAUCUGCAAGCAGAGAAGUCCAGAUACAGAUCGUGUGGACAGCACAACACUUUUGGGAACAUCCUGUGUGGACUGUGCAAAGCGAAGGCUAGGGGAAAAUGGCAAUGACCAACCAAAGAGAGCAAGGAAACCUGAUAAUGGUACCAUGGAAGAUGCUGCCCCCUGUGAUUACGUGAGAAUAUAGCUUAUAAAACAUGCAUCUCCUCUGAGUAUGCCAUCCACUUAUGCCAUAACAAAGAGCCAGAAGGAUCCUUUAAUACAGGCUUGUCCAACCUGCGGCCCAGGUCAGCUCGUAAUGCGGCCCAGUGCAAUUUUUUGUUUUAAAAG